UCACUUAAAAAUAAAAUUUUUAUUUUCAAGAUUAAUUCAGUUAAUCAAUUACACAGACAUGAGAAAGAGAGAGAGAGAGAGUGAGAGAGAGAGAGAGGAACAGCAAACCAAUUAGAUCCAUAACAAAACUCUUUACACUUUUCUCUCAGUCAUUUUGUCACAACUCAUCUCAUCACUCAACACUUUAACGUGGCAUCCCAUUCCCGUUCUUUUCGUUACUUGUAUCUUUGAGACAAAACUACCCUUUCACUUUAGGAUAUUCUACAUAUCUGUCCAAUAAGUACAACCUCGGAAAGUUACCCUCUUUGUCUCUCUCUCUCUCUUUCAAUCAAAAGAAACAGUCUUCACUGUCUUUGCUGAUACCAAAUUUUGUCUCAAACGGCUUUCGAAUAUUCAAACUCUCUCUCUCUAAUAAGUAACAGUUACUGUUUGAAUCCUUCAAAUUUUCUGAAAAGCAAAGAUAGUAAAGCCCUUUUUAAUCAAAACCCACGAAAUUUUCUUUUCCAAGAAGCCUACUUUUUGUUUUCUUGGCGGAGAAAAUGUUGUUAAUCUAAAUUUCUUGGGAGAUUCUUGUUAAAAGUUUGGAGUUUUCUUGGUGGGUUUUGGUCUUUAGGUUGAAAGGUUAAAAGGGUAUUUGAGUGACAGAAGGAAUAGUAUGAAGAUCAAAGAAGAUGAUCAUGAAGAUUUGAAGGGCUUUUAGAGAAGGGUAUUGUGGCUUGAAUUUCUGGGGAAAAAAGUUAAGAGUUUUGUCUUCUUAAGGACACGGAAGUGAUUAGGCAAUCUAUUUGGUUGAAGACUUGACAAGUAUAAUUAAGAGAAAUAAUAAACAAGAAAAGCAUUAUGGUUGCAAAGGGACGGCUGAAUGCCACUGACUCUCCGAAAGUGGAGGUGGGAGAGAUAGAUACUAGUGCACCUUUUCAAUCUGUUAAAGAUGCUGUCACUCUUUUUGGUGAAGGUGCUUUCUCUGGGGAAAAACCUGCCGUAAAAAAGGCAAAAGCUCACUCCGCUGAGAGAGUCCUCGCCAAGGAGACACAGCUUCACCUUGCUCAAAAAGAGUUGAACAAGUUAAAGGAGCAACUAGAAAAUGCUGAGACAACUAAGGCUCAAGCACUUGUAGAGCUUGAAAGGGCUAAAAGAAUGGUUGAGGAACUGACUUACAAACUCAAAACUGUUAAUGAAUCAAAGGAUUAUGCAAUCAAGGCUACAGAAGCUGCAAAGAAUCAGGCAAAGCAGAUUGAAGAAGCCAACUCUGGUAUUCUCCCUGGAACUGAUGGUGCUAGGAGCCUGGACUUGGAAACUGCAAGGGAACAAUACAUGAGCGUGAUUACUGAACUUGAUGCUGCAAAACAAGAAUUGAGGAAGGUUCGUCAGGAUUGUGAUGCAUCCUUAGAAGCGAAAAUUGCUGCCUUUAACCAAACAGAAGAAGCUGAACAUGCAACUAAGGUUAACAUGGAGAAGGUUGGAGAGCUCACUAGGGAGAUUUCAUAUGUACAGGAAUCAAUCGGACAAGUGAAGCUUGCAUCUCUUGAAGCACAGCAAGAACAAGCUAAAAUGUUUGCUGAAAAGGAUAACCAGAGGCAAUUAUAUAAAGCUACCCUUGAAGAGUCAACGAAGAAGUUGCUUGCUCUAAAAAAUAAAUUUGACCCUGAGCUUACACGAAAUCUGGAAGCACAACUGUCUGAAACGGUCAAUCAGAUAGGGGCUUUGCAGAAGCAGAUGGAAAAUGCAAAGGCUUCUGAUCUGGAGUCUUUGCGAAGUGUUACUUUAGACCUAGAUGGUGCUAAAGAAUCACUGCAGAAAGUUGCUGAAGAGGAAAACUCCUUGAGAAGCUUGGUGGAGUCUCUUAAGGUAGAACUAGAGAAUGUGAAGAAAGAGCAUUCUGAACUGAAGGAGAAGGAAGCAGAAACAGAGUCCAUUGCUGGGAACCUGCACGUCAAGCUUCGGAAAAGUAAAUCAGAGCUUGAAGCUAUCCUUGCAGAGGAAUCCAAAACAAGAGGUGCCUGUGAAGAAAUGAUUUCAACCCUCCAACAACUAUCAGUGGAAACAGAAAAUGCGCUGCAAGAAGCGGAAGAGAUGAAGAAGGAAGCUGAGAAGUUAAAGUUGGAAGCUGAAGCCUCAAGAAUUGCACUUGAGGAAGCAGAUAAGCUGCUGAGAGUUGCUCUGGAAGAAGUUGAAGCUGCCAAAAAAGCUGAGACAAGAGCGCUUGAUCAGAUAAAGAUGCUUUCUGAGAGAACAAAUGCAGCACGAGCCUCAACCUCUGAAUCUGGAGCCAAUAUCACUAUCUCCAGGGAAGAAUUUGAGUCUUUGAGCCAUAAAGUUGAAGAGUCUGAUAAUUUAGCUGAAAUGAAAGUGGCAGCUGCCAUGGCUCAGGUAGAAGCUGUGAAGGCUAGUGAAAAUGAGGCCCUCAAGAGGUUAGAGGCAACUCACAAAGAGAUUGAAGACAUGAAGGUUGCAACUGCAGAUGCUUUGAAGAGGGCAGAGAUGGCUGAAGCAGCGAAGAGGGCAGUGGAGGGAGAGCUCCGAAGGUGGCGUGAAAAGGAACAGAAGAAAGCCGCUGAAGCUGCGUCUCGAAUUCUGGCAGAAGCACAGAUGGCAGCAGAAUCAUCCCCACAGCACAAUAGAAUUCAAAAACAAAACCAACCAGAGAAAAUUGUUCAGGUGCAAAAGUUAGAAAAAGAGAAGUCUUCUGUCUCAAAAAAGGUGCUUUUACCUAGUAUCAGUGGUAUCUUCAAUCGAAGAAGGAACCAAAUUGAGGGUGGAUCUCCCUCUUAUCUACCUGGUGAGAAGCCUCUGUAACAUUGCAUUUGCCAGAUCUUUGUACAUUUAUCAAUGUUUGAGAGAAACGUAUUUGGUUGUGUGUACAUCUGAGAACUGCGGAAUCAAAUCUUUGUUAUUCUUGUCUGUUUGAGGAAUUUAAAAGUGGAAUGUGUAAGUAUUAGUUUGCAAGCAACAUGGGGUACCAAGUUCUGUGUACAGGACUAGCGGUGGUUAAUGGAUGACUCAACAUGAAUGCUUGUGUAUUAGGUGCCAAUAGCUCUUGGAAAGCAAUGUGGCAGCAAUGAUAUUGAUGAAGCUUUGGCAGUAAGCAAAUUUAGGCUUUGGUCACCAAGAGACUAGUAGAAACAGCUGGCAAUUCUGUUAAAUAAUAUUCAUGAGAUCAAUGAAUGCAUCCAGGCAUCUUCCAUGCUUAAGUUGGUGUCUAACUUAAAGAAAGAAAGCCUUCUCCUUGUGAGAUUUUAAUGCAACAAAUUAAGCAUUGUCCUAAAACCUUAGCACUUGGUGGUUGAGAAGUCAGGGUCGGAUUUUGUGGAAACAACCUUUCACCAUAAGUAGUUCGUAAGUUGAGAUAGAAUGACAAUUAUCUUGAAACUUAUUCAAUUUGCAUUAUUUUGAUUGAGUAGGUGAAUCCAAUUCAAUAUUCUUUUUAAUGAAAGUAUGAC
Messenger RNA from Durio zibethinus, 3440 nucleotides. Its product is annotated as WEB family protein At5g55860-like. Lineage: Eukaryota; Viridiplantae; Streptophyta; Magnoliopsida; Malvales; Malvaceae. The record is from RefSeq and is a predicted model, not a curated record. Gene Ontology annotation, biological process: chloroplast avoidance movement; chloroplast accumulation movement. Gene Ontology annotation, cellular component: cytosol.